Annulohypoxylon truncatum is the source of this 2643-nucleotide messenger RNA. Its product is annotated as inosine-uridine preferring nucleoside hydrolase-domain-containing protein. Gene Ontology annotation, biological process: purine nucleoside catabolic process. Bases 1 to 2643 code for a protein of 880 amino acids. Gene Ontology annotation, cellular component: cytosol. The record is from RefSeq and is a predicted model, not a curated record. The transcript has 4 exons. Gene Ontology annotation, molecular function: purine nucleosidase activity. NCBI's taxonomy places the organism in Eukaryota, Fungi, Ascomycota, Sordariomycetes, Xylariales, Hypoxylaceae.
AUGAACAACGAGCAAUUUCGCCGCCUUGUUGGGGCCAAUACCCCCAAACCUGCCGCGGAUCGCAAUGGCGCGUCACCAGGUGCAGCCACUCCACGGGGAGUAUCGCUUGGGUCCAGACAGAAAUCAAUUGGCUUCCAUAAACCCGAUUUUGCCCGACAGAUAGCAGACCAAAGCAAGGAUCAGAAGCAAGCCAAAAAGUUCAAGUCGUAUGACCCGAAAGGCAGCAAACUAGCAGAGGGCUAUGUCGACCGUGCUCGAAAUAGGACCGCGGAAGAGGAGGAUGAACGAGCAGCGCGAAUAAAGGCACUAGAAGAGUCCUUAAAGAAGGGGGAGAUCGACCAAGAAACCUUCGACAAGCUCCAGAAUCAGAUCGCUGGCGGAGAUCUAUCCAGCACACACUUAAUAAAAGGCCUCGACUUUAAACUUCUCGAACGAAUACGCCAAGGUGAAGAUGUCUUUGGCAACGGCGAUAGUGGCGCGAAAGAGGAAUCUUCCGAGGAAGAGGCCGAUUUUGACGAAGAGCUAGACAAGUUAGCAGAAGCAGAGGUCACCACAGUCGCGAAGGAUAAGACUAAAAAGAAAGGGCAAUUAUCAACCGCCCCCUUGAACCCAUCGAAGAAGCGAACGAGGGACCAAAUUUUAGCCGAUAUGAAGGCCGCAAGGGACGCCGCGAAAGCGAAAGAAGAUACUGGUCUUGGCUCCAAGUUCAAAAAGAUUGGCGCUAAGACCCCCGGAACGAGAAUAGAGAGGGACAAUAAAGGUCGAGAGGUGCUAAUUGUGGUGGAUGAGGAUGGCAAUGAGAAGCGUAAAGUACGAAAGACUCAAUCUACAACCGAAGAGACACCCAAAGCUGCGAAUAUGGUGCCUGAUAAGAAUGCCAAACCUCUUGGGAUGGAGGUUCCAGAACAAUACAGAAAGCAGGUGGAAGAACCGGAGGAUGAGGAUGUUAACAUCUUUGACGAUGUCGGUGAUGACUACGAUCCUCUUGCGGGGCUAGAGGAAGAGGAUUCUGAAGAUGAGGAAACUGGUGAGAAGAAAGUGCAACCAUCUGAAGCGAGCAAAGAAGACAAGGCUUCUAUGCCCCCUCCACCUCGGCCAACCACUACGACGGAGCCGAGAAACUACUUUAAGGACUCUAAGACAGGAUUGAUAUCGUCAGAAAAACUCAGCGCGCCUUCUAUGUCUGAUCCGGCGAUACAAGCAGCUUUCAAGAAGGCCGCAUCUCUCAAGCAAAUUCCUAAAUCGGAUGAGGACGAUGAGGAAGCUAGAGCUAAAGCAGAGCGCCUAAAGAAACUGCUUCAGUCCAACGACCGCGAUGCGGAGGACAUGGACAUGGGCUUCGGCACGAGUAGAUUUGAAGACGAAGAGGACUUUGAAGAGAAAAGAGUUAAGCUGUCAGAAUGGGGGCAUGAAGACGAUGACGACGGCCAUGGUGGGGGGAGCGGUUCUAAGCGCAAGAGAGGCCCCAAAAAGCGGAAAGGGGACGGUAAUAACGCCGCGGACGUGUUACGAGACGCCUUCGCCAUCCUCCUAGCAGCCUACCACCCCGCCAUCAAGCUGCUCGGCAUAAGCACAGUCCACGGCAACGCCUCGCUCGAGAAGACGACGCGGAACGCGCUCUCGGUACUCGCCGCGAUCGGGAAACACGACGAAGUCGACGUGUUCCCCGGCGCCGCGCGCGGGCUCGUCCGCCCGCCCGUCCACGCAACGGACAUCCACGGCGAGUCCGGGCUCGACGGCACCUCGCUCUUACCCCCGCCCCCGCCGCACCGGCUCGCGAAAUGCACGGCGCCGGACCACCCCAGCGCCGUCGAGGCCAUGGCCGCGGCGCUGCGCGCCCAUCCGCCUGGCACGGUCUGGAUCUCGGCUACGGGAGCCCUGACUAAUGUCGCGGCGCUGUUUGCGAAGUAUCCGGACUUAGCCGCGCGGAUCAAGGGGUUGACGGUCAUGGGCGGGAGUGUCGGGGACGGGUUUACGCCUGCGGUUAUGGGGGUUGUGGAUGGGAGGCCCCGCGUCGGGAAUUAUACGGAGUGGGCGGAGUUCAAUGUGUUGAUCGACCCUGAGGCUGCGGCGGCUGUGUUCGAUGAUCCGGUGCUGGCGGCGAAGACGACGCUUGUUCCGCUCGAUCUGACGCAUCUGGUGCUGGCGACGAAGGAGGUGCAGGAGUUGCUGCUGUAUGGUCCGCCUACGGAUAGGGGGCGCGAGGGCCAGCCGAGGGAGGGGAGGGGAAGAUCGGAUUUGAGGGUUAUGUUGGUUGAGUUGGUGAAUUUCUUUGCGAGUACUUAUCGUGAUGUAUUCGGCAUCACGGAGGGACCGCCGCUACAUGAUCCGCUAGCGGUGGCGGCGAUACUGACGGGCACGGAACACGAGAUCCCCUUUUACGAUUAUGAUCCUAAGAGCCCUGAGGGAGCUAGUCGUAAGGAGCGCUUUUCGGUGCAAGUUGUGACGGAGGGUACGCUUGAGGACGCCAGGGAACGUGGCGCACAGACGGGCCGCACUAUUGUCAAGCUGCUGCCCCCUGGUAGUGAAGGCGUUCGCAUACCCCGCGGCUUAGACAUUAAGCUUUUCUGGAGGGUUAUUGAGGAGUGUUGCGAGAGUGCGGAUCAGGUUAACAAGAAGAUACUAUCCAAGCCCGCGAAUUGA